UGUCGUGCCCGCAGUUCUUAGGCUUCAACUCGCAUUCUCUUGCCUUUCUGAAGCAUUACAAGAGGUUAUUGCUAUAGAACUUCCCUGAACGAAUCCGCAUUAGAACAUUAACCCUACACAUUAUAAAGGGGUGCGCGAUAGAAAGACGCUGGUGCAUCGCUUAAUAAAAUCGCGUAUAUCUUUCCGUGUAAAUAAUUAAUUUAGACAAUUUUAAAAUCGGCUGUGCUAAAUAAACGAUAAUAUAAGACAAAGUGUGGAAGCUACUUGCAGUGAAUUUCACAAUGACUAAACCUCAAAUUGGAAUUUAAUCAAGAUUCGAACAGACAUAUAAAAUGUUAAUUUCCAACGGAAACACACUUGGGGGCGGACCUGAGUUUUCAAGCGUGCCAGGACUUUCGGGUUGUUGUCCCGUACCCGUUGCUCCUGCGGCAAGAUCGGCGAUUGUUAACUGGAAAAUGGACCCCGUCGGCUUACCAACACCUAAUACGGCACCUAACGUUUUACCUACGGCUCUACCAUUAUCGCCCUCAGUUGCAAGUUCGCCUUCCAUUUCAAGUCCAACUGUCGUCUCCUCGCCUGGGAUCGCGUCGACUGGACCAAACAGCUUGGGGCCUGCUGCUCUGCGUGAAAUUUACGGUGGUGCCGCAUCUACCCCUGGUCAUCCUUUGGCUUCCCUCGUAUCGCAACAGAGGUUACUUGAAAUGUCCCGAUUUGGAUUAAGACAUUUUGACCUCGCUCAACAUAUGCUCACUCAGCAGGGCGCCGUCACAAAACUACUGGGUACAUUAAGGCCACCAGGACUGAUUGGUGGAAGCAAACCAAAGGUAGCAACCCCGGCUGUUGUUUCGAAAAUUGAACAGUACAAACGUGAAAAUCCAACGAUCUUCGCUUGGGAAAUUCGUGAAAGAUUAAUAUCGGAAGGCGUCUGCACGAACGCUACGGCACCAUCCGUUAGUAGUAUAAACCGCAUUUUGAGAAACAGAGCAGCCGAGAGAGCUGCGGCAGAAUUCGCAAGAGCUGCCGGUUACGGACUGUACCACCCCCAUCCUUACGCCGCAGCCGCCGCAGCGUUUCCCUGGCAUUCACAUUUGUGGCCGAAUGGUCCAUUAGGUCUGCAACCCCCUAACGGCGGCGUAAUGGGCGGCUCUCCCAACUCGUCCGCAUCUCCCCAAGACCACAGUCUCCUCAACUCGCCUCCCAGUCAACGUCUCCUUGAUGUCGACGGCAAGGACGACUCUAGCCUAUCCGAAUCUAACGACCAACCGAAAUUUCGGCGAAAUCGCACCACGUUCAGUCCCGAUCAAUUAGAAGAACUAGAAAAGGAAUUCGAAAAAAGUCACUAUCCCUGUGUAUCUACAAGGGAACGAUUAGCGUCCAAAACGUCACUAUCGGAAGCGCGAGUUCAGGUUUGGUUUUCCAACAGACGAGCAAAAUGGAGACGGCACCAACGAAUGAAUAUGCUGAAGCAAUCUUCUCCGGUUCAGCAAGGAAGCCAGUCGCCGAUGUUCGGGGGUCGUUUAACACCUUCGCCUCACUACACAGUCGCUUCCACCCCUGGCUCCCCACUUACUACACGACAACGCACCUCCGGCCCGACGGCUUCAUCCCUCUUACUCCAAAUGGGAGGUGAAAACAGCGCGUUCAAAUCCCUAGUACCAAAUUCCGCUCUGUUGGCCGCGUCCGAUAGUAUCCACCGGCUAGGGGAUUACGACGAUAAGUCCGAUUCCGACGAGGAAAUUAACGUAAACGAUGAAUCUGACGACGAUCGAGGUUUCUCUAGGUCGUCAAGUCCAGUUGAAGUAGUUGAUCCGCCUAAUGGAAAGGAGCUGCCUACGUGUCAGCCUUUGCAGUUGACAAUACACGACAGGGAUUAAAUAUGCGUACAUUAAUGAACAAUUACCAAAGCAACCGAUGUAUUUAUUAUAGUUAUUUAUUGUGUCAGCGGCUGCGAAGCAAUCGAGCAAAUGAACAAUGUGUCGUAAUUAUCGUAUUAAAAUUCGUUUAUAUCUUUAAGCCGAACAUUAAUCUUAGUAAACAUUUCCGCGUUACAGAAUGUGCGAUUUAGUUAUAGAUGAAAUCUUAUUUAUUGAAGUUAUGGUAAAGUUGAACAAAUAACCAUUUGUUGAACUGAUCUAAUCGCCAAGAUCUUCACAUAUUCUUUUAAUACCUUGGCGUGUAGGUAUUUCAACAUAUGGUUGAGCGUGAAUACAAUUACAUCAUUGUAAAAUAGUUAUAGGCAAUGCAAUUGUGAUGCA
Photinus pyralis (common eastern firefly) is the source of this 2255-nucleotide messenger RNA. RefSeq names its product paired box protein Pax-6-like (gene Eyg). The record is from RefSeq and is a predicted model, not a curated record. The coding region runs from base 333 to 1874 and encodes 513 amino acids. NCBI's taxonomy places the organism in Eukaryota, Metazoa, Arthropoda, Insecta, Coleoptera, Lampyridae. Gene Ontology annotation, molecular function: DNA-binding transcription factor activity, RNA polymerase II-specific; RNA polymerase II cis-regulatory region sequence-specific DNA binding. The transcript has 5 exons. Gene Ontology annotation, biological process: regulation of transcription by RNA polymerase II; anatomical structure development.